Leucoraja erinaceus (little skate) is the source of this 2273-nucleotide messenger RNA. Its product is annotated as zinc-binding protein A33-like. Gene Ontology annotation, molecular function: ubiquitin-protein transferase activity; protein binding; zinc ion binding. Gene Ontology annotation, biological process: protein ubiquitination. Bases 778 to 2193 code for a protein of 471 amino acids. The record is from RefSeq and is a predicted model, not a curated record. The transcript has 6 exons. NCBI's taxonomy places the organism in Eukaryota, Metazoa, Chordata, Chondrichthyes, Rajiformes, Rajidae.
GCCGCACCCGCUGAUUUUCACCAGCAAUUUUGUCUACUGCUGCAUGAGAGACAGGUGCACUGUUGUGGAAUACAAUAAGGGCGGAGGGAGGUCUCCGUCCAUCCUGAUCCCGGGCUGUGAACGGAGACGCGGGCGGCGGGUUCCACUGCCCUACAGGUGCAACGUCUCCUCAGGUUACACCCGAGGCUUCCUUAGCGCCGGGCCCCGUCCCUUUCUGUCCUGCCUUAGUCUUUCUCGUCCAUAUUCAGGCCAGUUUAAUGUCCAAUCUACCCCUCCUUCGUGUGAGAUGAGCUGGAAGCGGCCAGGACAUCUUCACACUGAACACUUGCAGCCAAAUAGCAUUCAUUGCCCGGGACGGCAGCGGGCGCAGCGACACGGUACUGUGGGUGUUGGGUUUAAUUUAGUUGAGAGAUACAGCGCGCAAACAGGCCCUUCGGCCCACCAGGUCUUCGCCGACCAGUGAUCCACGGACAUUAACAGUAUCCUACACCAACUAGGGACAUUUCUUACAUUUACCAAGCCAAUUGUUUACAUUUCCCAAGCCUUUGAGUGUGUGAGGAAACCGAAAAUAUCGGAGAAACCCCACGCAGAUCACGGGGCGAACGUACAAACUCCGUACAGACAGCGCCCGUAGUCAGGAUCGAACCUGGUCUAUGGGGCUGCAUUCGCUGUAAGGCAGCAACUCUACCGCUGCACCACCGUGACGGUCACGUGACCUCGACGUCAUUCAGCAGCUCCACGUCUGAGAAAAACAUUGAACCAGGAAGUGGAGAUAAAAUGGCUUCGAAAGACAGGUUCGAGAGCUUAACCGAUGAGAUAAUUUGUCCCAUCUGCCUGGAUUUCUUCACCGAUCCGGUGAUACUGGAGUGUGGGCACAACUUCUGCCGCUCCUGUAUCACACAGAGUUGGGACAGGGAGGCGAGAAACUCCUGCCCGGAGUGUAGAGAGGAAUCUACAGACCGCACCCUCAGGGUGAAUCGGGCCUUGGCAAGACUGGCUGAGAAAGCUCGAACACUGAGCCUGAAUCUCAAAGAGAAGGAAAGUAAACUUCACUGCGAGAAACAUCAGGAAGAACUGAAGCUGUUAUGUGAAACUGACAAGAAGCUGAUCUGUGUGAUUUGUGCAGCUGGGCGGGAACACAAGUCUCACAGCUUCAUGCCGGUAGAUGAAGCAAUUGAAUUCUACAAGGAACAGGUGAAAUCUUCUUUCGAAUCUCUCACAGAAAAUAAAUCAGAGAUCGAGAAAAUGGAGCAGGAUCAGAAAGAGAGCAUUUCUGGAGUUCAGGAAGAGUCAUACAACCUUCAGUCACAGACCACAUCCCAGUUUGCUGAACUGCACCAGAUUCUCACUGAGAAAGAGCAGCGCGCACUCGGAGGUAUCCGGGAAGAUGAGGCGAAGAUUGUAAAAACAAUGGAGAAAAAUCUUCAAGAGAUACAAAAGAAUUUAAAUUCCAUUCAGGAGGAACUCUCAAAGUUACAGGAACAGAUAGACCACAAGGAUGGCGUGAUAUUUCUAAAGGAGGAAGCUGGUCACAAGAGGAGGCUUGGUGCUGAAACCAACCCAAUGUUGGUGGUAGAUGGUGCGAUGCCGAUUGAAAAGUUUGAACUCACAUUUUUCCACAACAUGGCAUUGAGAGACACAUCUGAUAUCAUCAAACGAGUCUCCGUCAUCCUGGAUGUGGAAACAGCGCAUCCAGAGCUCGAGGUGUCUGAGGAUCGGAAGAUGGUGAGACGGACCGAGACCCGGAGGAGUCUCCCCGACACCGGGAAGAGGUUUACAUACUGGGAGUGUGUGCUGGGAUCGGAGGGAUUCACAUCGGGGAGACAUUACUGGGAGGUGGAGGUGGCGGGGAGUGAGUGGUGGAGUCUGGGACUCGCCGCACAGUCUGUGAAUAGGAAAGGAGAGGACAACCUGACCCCGGAGACUGGAGUCUGGUGCAUCAGGCGGCGGGAUGACGAGUUUGAUGCUUUCACCUCCCCUCCAUCCCCUCUCCCCGCCCGUCCCAUCCCCGAGAGGGUGGGAGUUUAUCUCAGUUACAAGUCCGGGACGGUUUCAUUUUACGACGCGGACACCAAGUCCCAUCUCUACACCUUCACUGGGAAUAAAUUCACGGAGAAUCUUUAUCCUUUGAUCGGUAUUGCGGAUGAAAACCAGUGGCUGAGAAUCUGCUCCGGUUCCCCUCCGGGUGUGUAAAAGGGUCGGGUCCCGGGACUGGUGUCAGGAGCGGGGCUCAGGGGCUGUGGGGCAGAAACCCGGUGGACAACAGGUUGGGG